AUGAGUCCCGGAGACAAGUUGGGGACGCUGGUUUGGACCGGCGUUGGUUAUACCAGGGCAUUUGAUGUCAGUCUGCAGACAUACAAGGGCGAGCCGGUCAUUACCUUCUACAACGGCACGCUCUUAGAUGGGUUCGGCCAUGGUUCCUACUACAUCCUCGACCAAACCUACACCGAGAUCAAGCACUUCUCGCCCGUCGGCUAUGAGGACUUUGGCGACCUCCACGAGUUUCGCAUUACCGACGAUGACACCGCUCUGGUUACACUGUACAUCGUCAAGCAAGCCGACCUGACUUCUGUUAACGGAACCAGCGACGGCUAUUUCUAUGAGGGCUCCUUCCAGGAGAUCAAUCUCGAAACCGGCGAGCUGAUAUUCAUGUGGAACGCCACCGACCAUGUGGCCCUGAACGAGACGUACAACACUCUCGGGGACGCCGGCGACGAAACGACGCCGUUUGAUUUCUUUCACAUCAACUCGGUGACCAAGGACAGCGACGGCAACUACCUGAUCUCGUCGCGGACCAUGUGGACGGUGUACAAGAUCAACGGCACGACGGGCGACAUCAUCUGGCGCCUGCACGGGCGGCAGUCGGACUUUGACGUCGACGAUGACGCCGACUUCCACUGGCAGCACAACGCGCGCUGGGUCGACAGCACGCACAUCAGCAUCUUCGACAACCAGGGGGACGACGACGACACGUACUCGCGGGGCAUGCUGCUCGCCGUGGACGAGGACGCCAUGACGGUGACGCUGGAGCAGGAGUUCCACAACGGCGACUCGACCUACUCCCGGUACGAGGGCAACCUGCAGUGCCUCGACUGCGGCGACCUGUCCUCGACCAACUGGUUCCUGGGCUACGGCAAUCAGCCCUACUUCGCCGAGUUCGCCGCCGACGGCACCGUGGUCAUGGACGUCCAGUUCGCCGUGGACAACGCCGUCAACUCGUACCGCGCCUACAAGUACCCCCUGACCAGCUGGGUUGGCAGGCCUGCCACCAACCCCAACGUCUCCUGGGACGCCAGCGGCGAGGGCGUCUACCUCUCCUGGAACGGCGCCACAGAGGUUGACACCUGGGAGGUGUACACGGCCGACGGCACGAACAGCUCAGCCGACUGGACCAAGGUCGCGUCGGCGACCAGGACCGGCUUCGAGACCCUCGUGGACGUCUCCGGAUCUGAUAUGUCGACCUACGUGCGCGGCAAGGCGCUAAACUCGACCGGAGGAGUGCUGGGCCUGACCGAUGCUACGGACGGUGCGUCGUUCUACCAGCUCGACGACGAGUCCAACACGACUAGCACGGCCACGACUACUGCCGGCUCUGCAAUGGCCACAGCUACUGGUGGCACGCAAGAUGAUAGUUCGGGCGCUGCUCUGCUGCUGCCGGGCUUGAAGGUGACCUCGGCGGUUGUGGCUAUGAUCGCUGUCUUCCUUUCUGCAUAA
Truncatella angustata is the source of this 1440-nucleotide messenger RNA. RefSeq names its product ASST-domain-containing protein. The coding region runs from base 1 to 1440 and encodes 479 amino acids. Lineage: Eukaryota; Fungi; Ascomycota; Sordariomycetes; Amphisphaeriales; Sporocadaceae. The transcript has a single exon. The record is from RefSeq and is a predicted model, not a curated record.